UUCGAUCAAGGGGCUGACGCGGAAAUCUAAAAUCGUCCCGUUUUUUACCUCUACACCCGGCAUGUAAAUAUGACUUUGUCACGCUUUGCGUAGAUAACGGUGACAUAGAUUUAAUGUUUAGACCGGCUCGUUUAGAUGUGCCCGGGGCGUGCGGCGCAUUCACAUCUGUAGCUAGCUCGCUGGCAAGUGGCUAAAGUGUGUGUCUUGAUAUGAAACUUUGUGCCUGAAUCCAUCCGCUUGAAAAUGCUGUCCGCCGGUGUGGUGCUGCGGCUCCUGUGGCUAUUGUCCUGUUUAACUCUUGUUGUACUGUUUCAACUCACUGAUGCCAAGAGAGAUUUAAAAAGCGCCUGUUCUACCUGUCAGCAGAUCACUGAUAAUUUCAGCAAGGGCUUUGACAGGACAGCAAAGCAGAACUUUGGUGGAGGCAACACGGCCUGGGAGGAGAGGAAGCUGUCCAAAUAUGAGACCAGCGAGAUCCGUCUGAUGGAGAUUGUGGAGGGGCUGUGUGACAGCAGCAGCUUCGAGUGCAAUUGCAUGGUAGAAGAACACGAGGACCUGUUUGAGACCUGGUGGUUCAAAAGGAAAACAAAACACCCCGAUCUGCAUAAGUGGUUCUGCAUUGAGUCCCUCAAAGUCUGUUGUCCAAAGGGAACAUUUGGCCCUGACUGCAACGCCUGUGUGGGGGGCUCGGAGAGACCUUGCCAUGGCAACGGAGCGUGUGACGGCGACGGGACGCGCGGCGGGAACGGGAAAUGCAGCUGUGACCACGGCUACGAGGGGGAGUUCUGCCUGGACUGCAUCGACGGCUACUUCAACGAAGUCAGGAAUGACACCUUCUCUCUGUGCACAGAAUGCCACACUUCCUGCAAGACCUGCUCUGGAGCAACCAAUCAGGACUGCGAUGAGUGCAAGGAAGGCUGGGAGGAGGACGAACAGGAAGCUUGUGUCGAUAUAAAUGAAUGCUCCAAAGACUCUCCAUGUAAUGAAGAUCAGUACUGUCUCAACACAGACGGUUCCUAUUCCUGCAAAGCUUGUGACAAGGUGUGCUCCAGCUGCACCGGCGCCGGUCCUGAUAAGUGCCAGGCCUGUGCUAGUGGGUACCACGACGUAGAGGGCACCUGCACAGAUAUUGAUGAGUGUUCCCAGGCCGAGCCGGUAUGCACCGAGGAGCACCAGGAGUGUGUCAACACUAAAGGCAGCCACUUGUGUAUCUGCAUAAGUGGCUACGAGGAGCAAGACGGAGUGUGUGUCCAAACACCACAGCCAGAAAAAGAGGAGGAACCGGAGGAGUCAGAGACCACCACAAACCCACAUGAUGACCUCUGACCUCAGAGCAGGGACCAAGUGGAGCAAAUCGGGGGAAAAACUGUUGGAAUAUCUGGAGGCUGAGCAUUGGGACAUCUUCACCUCACUGUGGUGUCUGAGGACACUCCUUUUAAACAUUUUGACUACAUGGCACUUAGCGCACAGAAUCCACAAAGCUGUCAAGACGGACUUUUCAACCUGUGGUUCAUGGGUAAAAGGACAAAAAAAAGAGACAUUUUCAGCUCUGAGCAUCCUGGUCAUUGUUGCUUUUCUGCUGUCGCUCAAACUACCACAUGUUGUCUUUAUUUGUUGUCUGGUUUUACAAACAAAUUCUUGGUUAUGAAGAUGAUUCAAUAAAAAUAAAUGACAUUAAAU
Messenger RNA from Myripristis murdjan (pinecone soldierfish), 1680 nucleotides. RefSeq names its product CRELD disulfide isomerase 2 (gene creld2). The transcript has 10 exons. The record is from RefSeq and is a predicted model, not a curated record. Gene Ontology annotation, molecular function: calcium ion binding. The coding region runs from base 244 to 1326 and encodes 360 amino acids. NCBI's taxonomy places the organism in Eukaryota, Metazoa, Chordata, Actinopteri, Holocentriformes, Holocentridae.